AUGAAGUGUUUCUAUUACUUCAAGGAUAAGAGUCGAGUCAAUGGACAAAGAUCAGCCCCUUUGAAAUACCAAAGCAAAUCCUAUACAUCAGAAGCUGAGAGUGUGAUCAAAUCUUCAUCUUCAGCUCCUUCGCCUCGCAGUUUAUCUGAAUUAUAUGAAGAAAAAGCUCAAAACUUGAGAGUUUUUAAGUUCUCUGAGCUUAAACAGGCCACUAGUAACUUCCAUAGAUUACUUAAGAUUGGUGCAGGUGGUUUUGGAUGUGUAUAUAAGGGAACUAUCAAACCCGUUGAUGAAAAGGGCGAUCCUUUUGUAGUUGCCAUCAAAAAACUCAACACAGAUGGCAAUCAGGGUCAUAAAGAAUGGGUAACAGAGGUGAAAUUUCUUGGUGUUGUGGAUCACCCAAAUCUCGUUAAACUCAUUGGAUAUUGUGCCGUGGAUGGUGAGAGAGGUAUCCAGCGGCUACUAGUAUAUGAAUACAUGCUGAACAAAAGUUUGGAAGAUCAUCUUUUCAAUACGUCAUUUCCAACUCUUUCUUGGGAUCAAAGAUUGCAAAUAGUGCUCGGAGCAGCUCAGGGAUUGGCUUAUCUUCACGAGGAAUUAGAAGUCCAGAUUAUAUAUCGGGAUUUCAAGUCAUCAAAUAUUCUAUUGGAUAAGGAUUUCAGGCCAAAGCUUUCAGACUUUGGGCUCGCUCGGGAGGGUCCAGUUGAUGGAAAAACUCACGUUUCUACAGCGGUCGUCGGAACAUAUGGAUAUGCUGCCCCAGAUUAUGUUGAGACGGGACAUCUUACUUCUAAGAGUGAUGUUUGGAGUUUUGGCAUUGUAUUGUACGAAAUCUUGACUGGUAGGCGAUCAGUUGAAAGAGAGAGACCAAGAUCAGAGCAGAAACUGUUAGCUUGGGUGAAACAAUACCCCCCUGACAGUCGGAAAUUUGGCAUGAUAAUGGACUCGAGACUCGAAAAUCAGUAUUCGCUCAGCAAAGCUCGAGAAGUUGCUAAAUUGGCGGAUCAUUGUUUGGUAAAAAGCACAAAGGACCGGCCAAAGAUGAGCCAGGUCGUGGAAAGAUUAAAGCAAAUAGUUCAGCUUUCAGCUGACGAAAGCCCGCCGGCCAAACAUUUCGAGGGCAUUGAAGAUGAACCGAUAGAACAAAAUGCCGUUAAAAAGAUGGGAGUCUCGGAAUCGGCCAAAAGACGAAUGAAACAUUUGGCUAAAAUAAGUGAAAAUAUAGAUGGUGUAAAUAGGAGAAGAUUUAUGAUCAUGCAGGGUGCUAAAGUUAUAUAG
Fraxinus pennsylvanica is the source of this 1278-nucleotide messenger RNA. Lineage: Eukaryota; Viridiplantae; Streptophyta; Magnoliopsida; Lamiales; Oleaceae. The record is from the annotation of a GenBank genome assembly.